AAUAGACCCUUGUUAGCAGAAAAACCAGAUAUCAUAGUAGCGACACCUAGCAAAGUACUUACACACCUAGAAUCCAAUUCGAUGUCCCUCACAGACUCACUUCAGUUCUUGGUCAUCGAUGAAGCGGAUCUUGUUCUCAGUUUCGGCUAUGAAGACGAUCUACGAAAAAUUACAUCUAAAUAUCUACCUAAAAUAUACCAAAGCUUUCUUAUGUCAGCCACGUUCACUAACGAAAUUGAAUCGCUCACUUCUCUCGUGCUUCGAAAUCCAGCAAUCAUAGCAUUAGACGAUACAAAGGAAGAAAUGGAGUCACUCACACAAUACGUUGUGCAAUGCUCAGAAUUCGAUAAAUUUUUAUACACCUUCUUGAUGAUGAAGUUAAAAUUGAUCAAGGGCAAAAUUUUGGUGUUUGUUAAUGAUAUUGACCGUUGUUACAAACUCAAGUUGUUCUUGGAACAGUUCUCGAUAAAGUCCUGUGUAUUGAAUUCAGAAUUGCCGUUGAAUUCAAGAUAUCAUAUUGUGGAAGAGUUCAAUCGUGGUAUUUACGAUUAUUUGAUUGCUACGGAUGAAACUGAAUUGAAAGGCGAAGUUGAUAGUGAGGACGAAGAAAGUAAGAACGAAGAAGAUGAAGCAGAAGUAGAGGUCGAGGCAGAAGAUAAAUCUCAAAAGAAAAAGAAAAAGAAUAAAAAAGCUCAAAAAGAUAAAGAAUAUGGUGUUUCACGUGGUAUCGAUUUCCAAGGAGUAGCAGCUGUCAUAAAUUUUGAUUUCCCUAGUUCCUCUAAAGCUUAUACACAUCGUAUCGGACGUACAGCUAGAGGUGGUCAACGUGGCAUGAGUUUAUCGUUCGUUGUGCCGAAAGAUCUGAUGGAAGAAAAGAACAAAGACGUGGCCAGAGGCCGACAUGUUUGUGACGAUGCUGUCUAUGACAGAGUUAAAAAGCAACAAGAAGCAAAAGGAGGUGAAUUGAAGCCGUACAGUUUUGACAGCAAGAAUGUCUCAGGCUUCCGAUAUCGUGUGCAGGAUGCUUUAAAGGCUGUCAAUAAAGUGGCGAUCAAAGAAGCACGAAUCAAAGAAAUCAAACGUGAAAUUUUCAAUUCUGAAAAAUUGAAGGCACAUUUCGAAGAUAAACCUAAGGAUUUAGAGUUUUUACGACACGAUCAUGCUUUACAACCAGCAAAGGUACAACAACAUAUGAAACAUAUUCCAUCUUAUCUAAUGCCGCACAUCUCUAUGCCAACCGCUAUGGCCCAUAACAAUACCGAACCAAUGGACGUCAGCCUGAAAUCACAAAAGCGUAAACGAGGAGGAGCGUUCAAGAAGGGUCCAAAUAAGGUAAGACUUUGGACACUGUUUUUAGUUUUCAUAGGUAGAUGGCCUACUAACUUGGUUUUUUUUUCUAACAAUUGAAGAAACGUAAGGAUCCGUUGAAGGUUGUUCGCAGGAAGUAGUUAUUGCUAUUAUACUUUAGUAUUUCAUGAAAAUAGAAUAAAUAGGAAACAUAGAUUAUGCCAAAGAGUUAGUGAUGUUUGAUUAGAGAGAAUGGGACAAGAGUAAAAUAAAUAAAAAACGGGCUGCUGAAUAAAUAUUAGAAUAAAUAAUGGGAGAGGGUUGUUUCUUAUGAAAUCUAAUCUGGCGAUAA
Mycotypha africana is the source of this 1639-nucleotide messenger RNA. RefSeq names its product P-loop containing nucleoside triphosphate hydrolase protein. Gene Ontology annotation, cellular component: nucleolus. Gene Ontology annotation, molecular function: ATP binding; nucleic acid binding. The record is from RefSeq and is a predicted model, not a curated record. Lineage: Eukaryota; Fungi; Mucoromycota; Mucoromycetes; Mucorales; Mycotyphaceae. The transcript is spliced from 2 exons. Bases 82 to 1407 code for a protein of 441 amino acids.